AUCAGAUCCGCCGGUAACGCGAGCAGGGGGAUGCGCGGUCGGUCGGACGGCUAGAACGGCUAAAAAAAGCCGCAGACAAUUAAAUCCGAGAACAAUAUCUACAGUACGUAAAAAGGCGACCGAAAGCUCCUCCUCUCUCGCUCCAAACAGGCUUUAGGAAGUUACAGGACACAGUGCCUCUCUUAUUGUUCUUGAGCAGGCCUGGGAAUAGGAGAGCUGCGCUGUUUUGACGCAGUUAAAUGGGUGAUUACGGGUUCGGUUUGUUGCAGACAGCGAACAUCAGCAGCAGCUCCACACGUUUCGGCGGAUACGCAUUCACACCCUAUCCCAACGCGUCUCCGGUGCGCCCCAGCAGCUCGCCUCUGGUGUCCCCUCUUUUCCCGUCACAUCAGCGCAACAUGCAGGAUGAGCCUGCGGGGCUGACAGCUUCUCAGUCCAACAGCGAGCAGAGCAGCGCCGCCGACAACGACCUGAGCCGCUUCUCCGCUGUAGGUCACGCACAGACAGCCGGUGACCUUCAGCGCGACCGGAACAUACAUCAGCAGACUCAGCCGCCGCCGCCGCAGCAGCAGCCGUACUCCUCCUCCUCCACGGGCCUGGACACCGAUGCGCCAUCGUCCAAGGUGAAGACCCAGAUGGAGUUUUCUCCCUCCCUGCCCGCUUUCGGGACGCCGUGGUCCGUGCAGACGAGCUCCCCGCCUCCGCCCGUCUCCAAUGCCGCCAACGCAAUAAACCCGAUCCCCACCACCGAGCCUGACAACUUCUACCCCGGCAUCCCCUCCUCUAUCAACCCCGGCUUCUUCCAGAGCUUCUCGGCCAACCCGUGCCCGGUGCAGGGCUUCGGCAGCCCAUUCUCCCCGCAGAUCAACGCGCCGCCGCAGAGCCGCCGGUCCCCGGUCAGCCCGCAGAUCCCCCCGCAGCAGGGCGCCUUUCUGCAGCAGCGGAACAACUACAACCACCACCACCAGCCCAUGAUGAAGCAGUCGCCGUGGGGCAGCCAUCAGGGCAGCGGCUGGACCUCUGGAGGGGUGUCCUGGGGCAGAGACCACCGGCGCGGGGGCGGCAUGGGUGUGCCCGGCUCGGUCAACCAGAUCUCUCCCAUGAAGAAACCCUUCUCCAGUAACGUCAUCGCUCCGCCCAAGUUUCCCCGCUCCGCCGGCUCUCUGGGACCUAAAUCCUGGAUCGAAGAAAACAUGUUCCGUACCGACAACAACAGCAACACUCUGCUGCCGCUGCAGGAUCGGUCCAGGAUGUACGACAGCUUGAACAUGCACUCGCUGGAGAGCUCCCUGAUUGACAUCAUGAGGGCGGAGCAGGACCCUCUGAAGGGCCGUGUGGGAUGCCCCCACCCAGCCGCUGAUGGCCUACUCAUGCUCAAUGGUAAUUAUAACAGUGAGCUACAGAUCUGCAGCAGUUCCUGCUUCUCUCUCUCGUCUCUGUCUGAUUGUCACGAUCUCAUAUUUCCCACAGAUGAAAUCACGAGCAGUUUUCGGCGCUUUGGUCAUCUGGUUGUUGAUUGGCCACACAAAGCAGAGAGCAAGUCUUACUUCCCCCCUAAAGGUUAUGCCUUCCUCCUGUUCCAAGAGGAGAGCUCAGUUCAGGCACUGAUCGAAGCCUGUCUGGAGGAGGACGGGAAACUCUACCUGUGUGUGUCCAGCCCCACCAUCAAAGACAAGCCCGUCCAGAUUCGUCCGUGGAAUCUGAAUGACAGUGAUUUUGUGAUGGACGGAUCUCAGCCACUGGACCCUCGCAAAACCAUCUUUGUAGGAGGAGUGCCACGUCCACUCAGAGCUGUGGAGCUGGCGAUGAUCAUGGACCGCUUGUAUGGUGGAGUGUGUUAUGCAGGCAUUGACACUGAUCCAGAGCUGAAGUACCCAAAGGGGGCGGGGCGUGUGGCCUUCUCCAAUCAGCAGAGCUACAUCGCUGCUAUCAGCGCCCGAUUCGUCCAGCUGCAGCAUGGCGACAUUGACAAACGGGUGGAGGUGAAGCCGUAUGUGCUAGACGACCAGCUGUGUGACGAAUGCCAGGGGGCACGUUGUGGUGGAAAGUUUGCCCCGUUCUUUUGCGCCAACGUCACCUGCCUGCAGUAUUACUGCGAGUUCUGCUGGGCAAACAUCCACUCCCGCGCCGGCCGCGAGUUCCACAAGCCGUUGGUCAAAGAGGGAGCCGACCGCCCCCGGCAGAUCCACUUCCGCUGGAACUGAAGACGGGGACUCCGGGAGCGGCAGCAUGCAAGACGACGCAGAAACAACACGUCUGCUGCGGGAAGAAAAAGAUGCUUAGUUUGGCCCCUGAACCUAAGCUGUCAGUAUAGAGUACAUAACCGUAUACAGUAUAUAGAGAAUAUAUAUGACUAUAAAUAUAUAAAUAUAUCUUUAUCUUUUGUAGCAGCCAGAAACACUACAAGCCUCAGUUUAAACUCACAACAAGUUUAUUUCACCAAACCACUUCGUUCUCCUCCCUCCCUGUACAUCUCAGGCUCAGAACAGAGUUUUUGUGGUACGUUCGUGUUUUUUAAAAAGGAGAUUAAGAAAAAAAAAGAGAUUGAUUUUUUGUAGUUUUUUUCAAAUUAUUUUUAUAUGUGAGAUUUAAAAAAUAGAAACGAGAAUGUUUUCGCUUGGGGGGGCAGCCUGUCCGUUCUGUUCAUUCGUUCUGUCCGUCGUGUGUCCGUCUGCUGCUAAAUCCCCCCCCAGUGGGCAAAGUGCGCAAUUGUCUCUGGAAAACCCUUGAUGACGUAAUCUGUGAUGCCUGCCCUGGAUCUCGAACCAAAGGUAGCAAAAUGUGCGGCCUGAAAACGAGACGUUCGCCGCGGAAUAUACUAAAAAAAA
Sinocyclocheilus anshuiensis is the source of this 2828-nucleotide messenger RNA. RefSeq names its product cytoplasmic polyadenylation element-binding protein 2-like. The transcript has 9 exons. The coding region runs from base 240 to 2204 and encodes 654 amino acids. Lineage: Eukaryota; Metazoa; Chordata; Actinopteri; Cypriniformes; Cyprinidae. Gene Ontology annotation, cellular component: synapse; nucleus; cytoplasm. The record is from RefSeq and is a predicted model, not a curated record. Gene Ontology annotation, biological process: negative regulation of cytoplasmic translation. Gene Ontology annotation, molecular function: translation factor activity, RNA binding; ribosome binding; mRNA 3'-UTR binding.